Messenger RNA from Talaromyces stipitatus ATCC 10500, 1407 nucleotides. Its product is annotated as amino acid transporter, putative. The coding region runs from base 1 to 1407 and encodes 468 amino acids. The transcript has 4 exons. Gene Ontology annotation, biological process: amino acid transmembrane transport. Gene Ontology annotation, molecular function: amino acid transmembrane transporter activity. Gene Ontology annotation, cellular component: vacuolar membrane. Lineage: Eukaryota; Fungi; Ascomycota; Eurotiomycetes; Eurotiales; Trichocomaceae. The record is from RefSeq and is a predicted model, not a curated record.
AUGUCGCAACCCGAGGAGACUAAAAAGCCCAGGGUUGAUGAGGGGCCGGAUUCAGACGGCACUAGCAGCAUCGAUACCAUCACUGCGUUGGUGGUGGAGGACCACAAGCACGAAAUCAAGCUGCGGACAAUGUCAUGGCAAAAGGCCGCUUGGUUGCUUGCCGGUGACCAGGUUUGUCUGGCCAUUAUGUCGCAGUCAUGGUCGCUUUCUGUCCUGGGAUGGGUUCCUGGAAUCAUCACCAUGCUUCUAUCCGGAGCCCUAUUCUGGAUCACCUCAAUUACGAUGCACAAAUUCAUCAUGAAACACCCUCAAAUCCGAGACAUCUGCGACUUUGGUUAUUAUGCCUUUGGCCAAAGCAAAAUCGCAUAUAUCUUCACGGCCUUUAUGUUGCUGGCUAACAACAUUUUGCUCAUCGGUUUCCAUGUCCUCACUGGCGCUAAGAUUCUCAACACGCUUUCGGACCAUUCGCUUUGCACUGUAGUGUUCUCGGUAAUCGCAAUGUUGAUGGGUAUUGUGCUAUCACUGCCCCGAACUCUACAUCACGUUUCGUUCAUGUCAAUGUUUUCUGCUGCCUGCAUGGGUAUGGCUAUCCUUUUAUUCCUCAUCUUCGCGGGUAUCGAAGCAGCACCCCUCGUCGGUUACAGCGGUAACUACCCAACCGACGGCCCUGUUCAUACCUACGCCUUCCCUCUUCCGGGUACCACAUGGGUCCAAUGCAUGAACGCUGUGUUGAACAUCACUUUCCUCUGGGUCCCCCAGAUCCUAUUCCCCACAUUCAUCUCCGAGAUGGAGAAGCCGCAAGACUUUCCCAAGUCUCUGGCCGUUCUGGCCGGUAUCUCUACUAUACUGUUCAUUAUCCCGCCGUCCAUCGGGUUCAGAUACCUUGGUCAGUACUCAACAGCGCCUGCAUUCGGAAGCCUGGGCGUCGUCGCAUACAAGAAAGCCUCAUUUGCAUUCGUCAUUGUUCCCACACUCGUUAUCGGUGCGAUUUAUGCCAACGUCUCUGCGAAAUUUAUCUAUUUCCGAAUAAUGGGAAAAUCUCACCAUGCCCACAGCAACACCGUUAUCGGAUGGGGUAUUUGGUUCUUGGUCAUGGCCUUCAUCUGGAUCCUGGCCUUUGUCUUCUCCGAGGUUGUCCCCAGUAUGGGUGAUUUCUUGUCUUUGCUCGGUGCCGCAUUUGACUCGUUCUUCGGAUUUAUCUUCUUUGCUGUUGCGUACUGGAAUUUAUAUAGGAAAAAUCUGUUCGACGGCGUUAGCAGGACAGUAAUGACUUUUAUUCAUGCGUUUGUCAUGAUUGUCGGUUUGUUUUUAUUGGGACCAGGACUUUAUGCGGCGGUGGAGGCUAUUAUUGCUGAUUAUUCGGGUUCCACGACACCGGCGUUUGCUUGUGCUAAUCUUGCUCUGUGA